UAUUUCAAAAUAUAAUGGAGCUCUUCUGACAGGGAUUAAAGGGACAACUGCCGGACUCUGCAAAGAUUACUGGCCAAGAUAUUGCAAUAUAAUAAAGGAUUCAUGCUUAAUUCAUCGUCGAUGGAUGCGAAGAUACUGCCCGUAUACGUGUGAAAUGUGUAAACAAGGUAGUCAAGUAAACCCGUGUCAACAUCACAAAUGUUUGUAUCACAGCAGAUGUAUUGUCACGAAGAUGCACACACCAAAAUGCAUUUGUCAAAAUUUGUUUGAUUGUCCAAAACAACAUUUUUUCUUAUGUGGAACAGACAGAGUAACCUACAGGAAUAACUGUACCUUGAAAGCAAUUGCUUGCAGACUCAAGAAAAAUGUCAGAGUUCACUCAAUUGGCUUGUGUAAAUUUCCCUGCGCACACGUCAGUUGUCAAAAUUUUGCCGAAUGUCGUGUCUCGUCAAAAAUGGUUGGGAAAUGCAAAUGCCCAUCUUAUAAGCAAUGUUCCAGUAUCCCCAGACCUAUUUGUGGCAAGAAUGGUGUAACAUACUUCAAUCAGUGUUUUUGGAAAGUAAGGUCGUGCCAAGAAAAUACGAGAAUUCCCAUAGAAAGACGAGGAAGAUGUGCCGUCGUGUCACAACGAUUAGAAUCUUCAAAAACGCCAGGAAAACCAAGAAAACGAUUCUGUCGUUGGAAUUUGUGCCCAUAUUACAUGUUAUGUCGAGAAGUGAAUGGCUACCCAACAUGUGUAAAAAUCUGUCCUCAAAGUUCAUGUUCUUGUGUACAUGGCGUGGAUUUUUACCAACACCGCAAUGGCUGUUUCAUGUGUCGAUGCAGGUCGCCCUAGCUUUCUUACCAGGGCUUCACGAAGAUAAAAACUGCACCGUUCUAUUAGCAUUUUUUAACAAAAAACGAUAACGUCGCGUAUCAAAAUACAGUAAAAAUGAUAAAUCAUAAUAUUCUUUUGUAAUACGGUUCUUUAAUGUAUGUAUAAUGGCAGCUAAUAUCCUUGGGUAAACAUUCCAUGUAAAUCAACUGUGAUGGCGCCUUAUGACAGAAUUAUGUCUUCGUAUGCAAGUAAAGAGUACAUAGCGUAUGUAUUUAGGGCUAUUAUUAAGCUAAAACUAUAAAAGCUAUUUAAACUGAGUUUUGCCCGGAAUAUGUCGUCGUUAAGUCCAAGCGUGAUAACUUUAGCCUCACCACUCCCAGGGAAGUAUAUCUCGUGUUUAUAUGUUUUUAUUGCUCUACCAUUAACAUUUCGAAACUCCUAUAUACUCUGGUUAUUGCUAAAAU
Dendronephthya gigantea is the source of this 1281-nucleotide messenger RNA. Its product is annotated as agrin-like. Gene Ontology annotation, biological process: cell differentiation; multicellular organism development. Gene Ontology annotation, molecular function: protein binding. The coding region runs from base 125 to 835 and encodes 236 amino acids. The record is from RefSeq and is a predicted model, not a curated record. NCBI's taxonomy places the organism in Eukaryota, Metazoa, Cnidaria, Anthozoa, Malacalcyonacea, Nephtheidae. The transcript is spliced from 7 exons.